AUGAUCGAUAUCCUGAGCCUGGAUAAACUAUCUGAUCUUCUAAGACUCGCACUGACGCGUGGCCGUUUUGAACAGCUUUCUUCGAUCGAAGAUGAAAUCCAAGUAGUAGUGAAGAGCCAGUUUCAACACCUCUUCUCUGUCAAUGACUCGGUAGAAAUUGGACAGUAUGGAGAAGUCCGUGAGAUUCUCUCGGUCCUGGCAAACAUUGUUGAUCGGGUUGACAAGGCUAUCUCACGCCUGAACCGCUUCAAAUCCACCCUCGAGGAGUCCCAGCGCGACCAUUCGAGGCUCAUCUCGCUCCUGUGGAGCCUUCCUACUGAGACUCUGAGCAGCAUACUCACCCACGCUGUGCCAUUGGUUCCUGUGAAGCUGCCGAUGUACGCUUUCCCCGGUGAUUCUCAAGCGGAUAUGCCAGAAGUUGGCGACAUAUCAAAGAGAACAAACGAGGCCAUCAAGCUAACGCACGUGUGCGGGCGGUGGCGCGAAGUAGCGCUCGCUACUCCCUGUCUUUGGAACCCGGUUCAGAUAUACUGGCCGCCAGACGACAGCGAACGUGCUCGAGUUGUUACACUUCUCGCCCGAUCUCACCCGUUGCCGACGUACGUGUUCACUUACGUCAGGUCGCGAGACGCAAGCACAUUUCAGGAACACUGCGAUCCAGAACUAUUUGACUCUUUGAAAGACCGAUGUCAUAUCCUGGAUGUUGCCGGCGACCUCGAUCAGCGCCUGGAUGUCAGCAGGCUCAUGAACUCGGUCUCAGACUGGCCCCAGCUUGGCCAGCUCACUCUACCAGGAGCAAUCCGCGUCGCCGGAGUCGAAAACAACCCGCUGUCUUUGAGUAACGUCAGCCGCCUUCAGCUUUAUUUCCAUGACGCUGCGGACUCCACCUUGUUCUUCAGCUUGCGAUGGGAAAGGCUACAGUCGCUGGUCAUUCCGUGGUCGUGGAAGCGAUUGGUCAUGGAUCAUGUGCUAUCUGCACAAAACUUCCCCUGUCUCGAAGAGUUUUAUAUAUGCUCAGAAGGGCUAUCCAUAGUAAACCAUCCUCCAUCCUCGGUUGUACAUCCGAGCCUUCACACCUUCGGGUUGUUAACCGAUGCAGGAGUCAGUGAUAAUGAAUACCUGGCGCUUCUCCAGCACACGGUACUAUCCAACCUUUCGAUCUUAAUCAUCACAAUGCGGAGAGCUGAAGAGCUGGAGAUCAUUGCUGAUCACCUCGUAAGCUCGAGAUGUGCACUGCCGCGGCUUGUGGUGAAAGGGGAUAGCAAUCGAGUCGUCGGCAUGGACCAGAUACGGACUCGGUUCCCUAACAUCAACGUCAGCACCUGCCAACGAUGGACUCGUUCCGAGGACUUCACGUCCUGCAAAAGGAGAUGGUAUUUAAACAACUCACCAGGCUUGAUGGGUGUUGAGAUCAUUGAACCAUGA
This is a messenger RNA of Coniophora puteana RWD-64-598 SS2, 1425 nucleotides long. RefSeq lists its product as uncharacterized. NCBI's taxonomy places the organism in Eukaryota, Fungi, Basidiomycota, Agaricomycetes, Boletales, Coniophoraceae. The transcript is spliced from 3 exons. The record is from RefSeq and is a predicted model, not a curated record. Bases 1 to 1425 code for a protein of 474 amino acids.